Trichomonas vaginalis G3 is the source of this 616-nucleotide messenger RNA. RefSeq lists its product as uncharacterized. The record is from RefSeq and is a predicted model, not a curated record. The annotation marks the transcript as partial. Lineage: Eukaryota; Parabasalia; Trichomonadida; Trichomonadidae. The transcript has a single exon.
AUGGAUAACGCAGAUUUAGAAAAUUUAAUUGAUAAUUUAGUACUUAAUCAAAAUUUUCUUAAUUAUUAUGAAUUAAAAUCAUAUCUCCAAAAACAUAAUAACAAUAUAACGGGUGAUGAUAUGGAUUAUUAUUAUCCGUAUUAUAAAAAUGAAAUUUUGAAAUAUCAUGAUAAAAUAAUUUCUGAAAUUAAAGACAAAAUUAAAAAUAAUGAAUAUACAAAGGGAAAAACUAAAUCACAACUUAAACAGUUGAAAGAUUUCAAAAAUAAAGUAUUAACAGAAGAAGAUAUUGAUGAAUUAUAUAAAUUAUAUAAUCCUGAGCCGCAAAAGCCAAAGGAACAAAAACAAAAGAAGAAAAAGCCGAGCUCUAAAGUAGCAAAUGUUCAACAGCUAAAGGUGCAAAACGCCCAGGUCCUUCAGACCAUAAAUGAUGCACAAGCUUUAAUUUAUGAUUCAUUAGUUAAACCAUAUUCAGCCCGACUUUUAAAUGAAGAUCAACUUUUGGAAUUCAUCCUUCAACAUAAACUCGAAGCGGGAAAGUAUAUCAAACCUUUAUAUACAGCAUAUUUAAAACAAAUGAAUAGAAUACAUCCAGAAUUAAUGAAGGGAGGAAUGA